AUGAAACGUACGUUGAAAUCCAAGUAUCAUGUUUCAUGUACUCAAAAUCAAAGCAGUAAAAAGCGUGGUAAAAUCAGUAUUCCUUUAAACGAAUUAAUCACUGCUGUUUCACAUCUUGGCAAUAAUAUAUCUGAAUUGGAUAAAGAUAAAAAAUGGCGUUCAUGUAACUCAUUAUGGUCCCAAGUCGCAGCUGAUUUAGCUACUCGUUUACCAAUUCAUAAUGAUCUUCGUGUUCGAAAAUACAUUUAUACUAUAUGGUAUCGUGAAUCCGCCAAGCUUCGAUCUCAUUUUACUAAAAAUCCAUUACCACCACCAACAAAAAAAGCUAUUGUUAAAGAACUUUCAUGCAUACCAAGCUUGACAAAAGUCCGCACACGAUCAAAAGAAUCCAACUCAGCAGGUACAAACGGUAACACCAUUGAACAUCAACAACAUUUAAUUGAAUUUACUUAUGAAGAAUGGCGUAAUAUUUACAAGAAAGAAGUUAAAUCUCAUGAUAUGGAUUCAUCAUGGACCGAUGUAUUCUAUGAUAAAUUAGUUGACUCAAAAUUAAUUACCUGCAGUAUUGUUUUUACUUAUUCGAAACUUCGACAAUUAUAUACACGAAAAAUGAACUCUCCUUUAUUCAAAUGUAAUGCACAUUGUCCAAAUUCGAGUUGUCCAUUGAAGUUAAAAAUUAAAAUGGUUCAACUUGCUUCACCUAAUCGAUCAGUCUUUUUUCGAGUGGAGAUUUUUGGUACUCCACGACAUGAUAAUCCAUUAGAAAUCAAUCAACGUCACGUGAAGGGUGAUAAACGAGCACAAAUGGCUAAAACAGCCAAGGAACAAGGAAUCUUGGCAACAUACGAGAAGAAUCUACUUAAUGCCAAUAAUGAACUUUUAAAAUGUAAUAAUUAUACAGAAGUACCUACUACACACGUGAUUACAACAGCUGUUAAACAACAAUCUGAUGAAAUGUGUCUUGAUAAAAAUAUAUUUGUUGAAUUGGAAAUGAUGUUAUUUUCCAUGAGGGAAUCAGAUAAAGAUUCUCAUUUACAAAAUAAAGGUAGUUUAUUCCCUUUUCUGAAAGAAAGGGUUAUACACAUUAAAAUCAUGGGCUAA
Messenger RNA from Adineta steineri, 1101 nucleotides. NCBI's taxonomy places the organism in Eukaryota, Metazoa, Rotifera, Eurotatoria, Adinetida, Adinetidae. The record is from the annotation of a GenBank genome assembly.